This is a messenger RNA of Fulvia fulva, 1245 nucleotides long. RefSeq names its product Elongation factor 1-gamma 2. Gene Ontology annotation, cellular component: nucleus; cytoplasm. The record is from RefSeq and is a predicted model, not a curated record. The coding region runs from base 1 to 1245 and encodes 414 amino acids. Gene Ontology annotation, biological process: translational elongation. NCBI's taxonomy places the organism in Eukaryota, Fungi, Ascomycota, Dothideomycetes, Mycosphaerellales, Mycosphaerellaceae. The transcript has 3 exons. Gene Ontology annotation, molecular function: translation elongation factor activity.
AUGGGUUUCGGCAAGAUCUACUCCUACGAGGGCAACCCACGCACCACCGCCAUUCUCGCUGUUGCCAAGGCCAACGGCCUCGACCUCGAGCUGGUGCACACCGAGCCUGGCAAAGUCAGCGACGACUACAGGAAGAUCAACAAGCUCGGCAAGGUCCCAACUUUCCAGGGCCAGGAUGGCUACGUCCUGAGCGAGUGCAUCGCCAUUGCCAUCUACCUCACCUCCCAGAACGAGAAGACCGCACUCCUCGGCAAGACCAAGCAGGACUACGCAUCCAUCCUCCGCUGGAUGUCCUUUGCCAACACCGAGCUCCUCCCCGGCCUCGCUGGCUGGUUCCGUCCGCUGCUUGGCAAGGACGCUUACAACAAGAAGAACAUCGAGGACUCCAAGAAGCGCACCCAGAACAACAUCAAGGUCCUCGAAGACCACCUCUUGGUCAACACCUACCUCGUUGGCGAGCGUCUCACCCUCGCCGACAUUUUCACCGCCGCCAUCGUUGCACGUGGCUACGACUACGUCUUCGACAAGGCAUGGCGCGCACAGAACCCAACCGUCACUCGAUGGUUCGAGACUGUAGCCAACCAGGAAAUUUACAAGGCUGUUGCCGGUGAACUCAAGUUCAUUGAGAAGGCCAUCCCAGACACUCCACCAAAGAAGGAGAAGGAGGAUAAGCCAAAGGCUGAGCAGUCAAAGAAGCAGGAGAAGAAGAAGGAGGUCGCGGAAGAGGAGGAGGAUGAGCCAGUUGAGAAGCCAAAGGCCAAGCACCCUCUCGAGGCACUACCAAAGGCAACCUUCGUCCUCGACGACUGGAAGCGCAAGUACUCCAACGAAGAGACCCGUGAGGUCGCUCUUCCUUGGUUCUGGGAGAACGUCAACUUCGAGGAGUACUCCAUCUGGCGUGUCGACUACAAGUACAACGACGAGCUCACCAUGACCUUCAUGACGAGCAACCUGGUCGGUGGUUUCUUCGCCCGUCUCGAGGCCAGCCGCAAGUACCUCUUCGGUGCCGCGUCCGUCUUUGGCGUUACCAACGACAGCGUCGUUCGUGGUGCCUUUGUCGUCCGCGGCCAGGAGGCCCUCCCAGCUUUCGAUGUCGCACCAGACUACGAGAGCUACGAGUUCACCAAGCUCGACCCGACCAAGAAGGACGACCAGGAGUUUGUCAACGACAUGUGGGCGUGGGACAAGCCAAUCGAUGUCAACGGCAAGCCAUACGAGUGGGCUGACGGCAAGGUCUUCAAGUAA